Gambusia affinis (western mosquitofish) is the source of this 8779-nucleotide messenger RNA. It is a transcript of the gene kif1ab, whose product is annotated as kinesin family member 1Ab. The transcript is spliced from 49 exons. Gene Ontology annotation, biological process: vesicle-mediated transport; cytoskeleton-dependent intracellular transport; microtubule-based movement. The record is from RefSeq and is a predicted model, not a curated record. Gene Ontology annotation, molecular function: ATP binding; plus-end-directed microtubule motor activity; microtubule binding. Gene Ontology annotation, cellular component: kinesin complex; axon; microtubule. Bases 453 to 5612 code for a protein of 1719 amino acids. Lineage: Eukaryota; Metazoa; Chordata; Actinopteri; Cyprinodontiformes; Poeciliidae.
UUCAGCACCAUCAGACCAACGGAGUGACGGCGCACUCCAUCCUCCUGUUUAUGCAUUUGGAUCCGCUUUUUCCUCCUCCUCCCCAUCCUUGUCUCCCACUCCUGUCUCUCUGUCUGACGCACCGCUGUGUUCAGCCUACCCGGCACCGCUACUGCUGCUGAGGCUGAGGCAGACUCCCCUCUCCCCGUUUCCCCGGCGGAUUCUCCAUGUAUGGAUGCGCUGAGGGAAGUGAUGCUGUAGGUUACCGAAGACUGAGAGAAAACACAGACCACAGACGAAAUUCAAGAAAGAGCCACCGGAGGAUCCCGACGCCUUUUUGAAUGGAUUCAUCCUGUGUGCUUUUGUCGAGUCGGAGUUGCUGAGGUGGCUGGUGUGUGUUUAUAGCCAAACAGAUCUCCAGCUCUUCCAUUGACACACACACACCCACGCACACACGCAAGCCCACCUGAGAGAUGGCGGGGGCUUCAGUGAAGGUGGCGGUGAGGGUCCGACCCUUUAACUCCAGGGAGAUUGGAAAGGAGAGCAAAUGCAUCAUUCAGAUGUCAGGCAACACCACGACUAUCCUGAACCCAAAACAGCCAAAAGAAAACAAGAGCUUCAACUUUGACUUCUCAUACUGGUCACACACUACGCCUGAGGACAUCAACUAUGCGUCUCAGAUGCAGGUGUACAAGGACAUCGGAGAGGAGAUGCUGCUCCACGCCUUUGAAGGCUACAAUGUGUGCAUAUUUGCAUAUGGACAGACAGGAGCUGGCAAAAGCUACACCAUGAUGGGACGACAGGAAAAAGACCAGCAGGGGAUUAUACCUCUGCUUUGUGAGGACCUUUUCACUAAGAUCAAUGACAGCAAUAAUGACAACAGCAUGUCUUACUCUGUGGAGGUAAGCUACAUGGAGAUUUACUGUGAGCGUGUGCGCGACCUGCUGAACCCCAAGAACAAAGGAAAUCUGCGUGUGCGAGAGCACCCCCUGUUAGGACCGUACGUUGAGGAUCUGUCUAAGUUAGCAGUGACUUCGUACAAUGACAUUCAGGACCUGAUGGAUUCUGGAAACAAGGCCAGGACUGUGGCUGCCACCAACAUGAAUGAGACCAGCAGUCGCUCUCAUGCUGUCUUUAACAUCAUCUUCACACAGAAGAAACAUGACAUGGAGACAGACAACACUUUAGAAAAGGUCAGCAAGAUAAGUCUGGUAGACUUGGCCGGCAGUGAGAGAGCUGAUUCCACUGGAGCUAAAGGGACGCGACUGAAGGAAGGUGCAAACAUAAAUAAAUCUCUUACCACACUUGGAAAAGUCAUUUCUGCUUUAGCUGAACUGGACUCGGCUCCAAAUAAGAACAAGAAAAAGAAGAAAGUGGAGAGUUUUAUUCCUUACAGAGAUUCAGUUCUGACUUGGCUCCUGAGGGAGAAUUUAGGAGGAAACUCUCGCACAGCCAUGGUGGCAGCUCUCAGUCCUGCUGAUAUUAAUUAUGAUGAAACUCUAAGUACUCUUCGGUAUGCUGAUCGUGCCAAACAGAUCCGCUGCAACGCCGUGAUCAACGAGGAUCCCAACAACCGCCUGGUCCGUGAGCUGAAAGAGGAAGUUGCUCGCCUCAAAGACCUGCUGUAUGCACAGGGCCUGGGAGACAUCAUUGAGACGUAUCGAGGCACCCUUCCUGCCAUCACUGGUUUGAAAUAUCUGUGCGAUUACAAGAACUUUGUGAACAAUCACCAGGCUGUCAAUCAAAGGGGUGAUCUCUCCACAGUGACCAACGUCAUGACAGGAAUGAGUCCCUCCCCCUCGCUCUCUGUCCUGUCCAGCCGGGCCGGUUCCAUCAGUAACCUUCACGACCGCAUCUUCAGCCCGGCCAGUGAGGAGGCGAUCGAAAGGCUCAAGGAAACAGAGAAAAUCAUUGCAGAGCUUAACGAGACUUGGGAAGAGAAGCUGCGUCGUACUGAGGCGAUUCGCAUGGAGAGAGAGGCUCUGCUGGCUGAGAUGGGUGUUGCUAUGAGAGAAGAUGGGGGAACUGUUGGUGUCUUUUCUCCCAAGAAGACCCCUCAUCUGGUGAACCUCAACGAGGAUCCGCUAAUGUCUGAGUGUCUGCUCUACUACAUCAAAGAUGGCAUCACCAAGGUUGGUCGCGAAAACGCCAAAACUCGACAAGACAUCGUUCUUAGCGGCCACUUCAUUAAAGAUGAACACUGUACCUUCAGCAGCACAACAGGCCCGCAGGGAGAAGGAUGUGUCAUCCUUGAGCCAUGUGAGGGGUCAGAGACAUAUGUCAAUGGGAAGAGAGUGACCUCGCCCACUGUUUUGCGAUCUGGGAACCGCAUCAUCAUGGGUAAAAGCCACGUGUUUCGCUUCAACGACCCGGAGCAGGCCCGCCUGGAGCGGGAGAGAACGCCAUGUGCGGAGACACCGGUGGAGCCCGUGGACUGGGCCUUCGCUCAGAGGGAGCUGCUGGAGAAGCAAGGCAUAGACAUGAAGCAAGAGAUGGAGCAGAGGCUUCAGGAGCUUGAAGACCAAUACCGCAAAGAAAGAGAAGAAGCCAGUAACCUGCUGGAGCAGCAGAGGCUGGACUACGAGAGUAAACUGGAGGCCCUUCAGAAACAAGUAAACUCUCGGUACCUGGAGUCACCUGAGGAAGAGGAGGAGCCUGAGGAGGAAGUGCCGUGGACAACGCGUGAAACUGAACUGGCACUCUGGGCUUUCAGAAAGUGGCGGUUCUACCAGUUCACUUCCCUCAGGGAUCUGCUCUGGGGAAAUGCCAUCUUCCUCAAAGAGGCAAAUGCUAUCAGUGUGGAACUAAAGAAAAAGGUGCAGUUCCAAUUCGUCCUGCUGACAGACACUCUUUACUCUCCGCUCCCACCUGACCUGCUGCCUCCCAGUGUGGCUAAGGAACGAGAGAGGCGACCUUUCCCUCGAACAAUAGUAGCCGUUGAAGUGCAGGAUCAGAAGAAUGGAGCCACGCAUUACUGGACUUUGGAAAAGCUCAGGCAGAGGCUGGACCUGAUGAGAGAGAUGUACGACCGAGCUGCAGAGCUGCCCAGCAGCACUGUGGAGGACUGCGACCACGCCUUGACCGGAGGGGACCCCUUCUACGACCGCUUCCCCUGGUUCCGUCUGGUUGGCAGGGCUUUCGUGUACCUGAGUAAUCUGCUGUAUCCAGUGCCUCUGGUGCACCGCGUGGCCAUCGUCAGUGAGAAGGGAGAGGUCAAAGGUUUCCUCAGGGUGGCUGUCCAGGCCAUAUCAGCUGAUGAGGAGGCCCCUGAUUAUGGAUCUGGAGUGAGGCAGUCAGGCACGGCCAAGAUCUCCUUUGAAGACAACCAAUUUGAGAAGUUUCAGAGUGAGUCGUGUCCUGGAGGUUUGUCACACUCCAACACCUCCCAAGAGGAGCUCAGAAUUGUGGAGGGAGAAGGACAAAACGUUGAGAUAGGAAUCUCAGCGGACGAGGUUAACAACAACACCUGUGCAGCCUCUCAGGAGCCUCCUUGCAGCCCUGUGAAGAGUUCAGGUCUGGGUCUGGACCUUCCACUGGAGCUGUCUCCAGAAAAAGCUCUGUCACACCUGAAGAUCGGCAGCACCUUCACCUUCAGAGUCACCGUCCUUCAGGCCUCCAGCAUCUCAGCAGAAUACGCCGACAUUUUCUGCCAGUUUAACUUCAUCCAUCGUCACGAUGAAGCUUUUUCCACUGAGCCACUGAAAAACACUGGCAGAGGGCCUCCACUCGGAUUCUAUCAUGUACAAAAUAUCAAGGUGGAAGUGACCAAGUCAUUCUUGGAGUACAUUAAGACUCAGCCCAUCGUCUUUGAGGUGUUUGGACACUAUCAGAAACAGCCUUUCCCUCCAUUAUGCAAAGAUUUGAUCAGUCCUCUGAGACCCCCCAGGAGGCAGUUUCCACGGGUGAUGCCAUUAUCCAAACCAGUGCCAGCCACAAAGCUCAGCACGCUGACUCGCUCCACUGCUGGACCUUGUCAUGCCAAAUAUGACCUCAUGGUCUUCUUUGAGAUCUGUGAGCUGGAGGCUAAUGGAGACUACAUCCCAGCUGUUGUUGACCACAGAGGCGGCAUGCCAUGCCAUGGCACUUUCCUUUUACAUCAGGGCAUACAGAGAAGGAUCAGAGUUACCAUUGCUCAUGAAACAGGAAAUGAUAUCGAGUGGAAGGAGGUGAAGGAGCUUGUUAUCGGUCGCAUUCGAAACACACCAGAGGCUGAUGAGACCAUCAUUGACCCCAACAUCCUUUCCCUCAACAUUCUCUCCUCUGGAUACUUCUGGCCAAAACAUGACGACAACGUUUCAUUGGGCGUUGAUCAUAGGACCUUCUAUCGAUUCGAGGCGGCAUGGGACAGCUCCAUGCACAACUCUCUGCUUCUGAACAGAGUCACUCCAUACGGAGAGAAGAUCUACAUCACUCUCUCAGCUUAUCUGGAGAUGGAGAACUGCACUCAGCCGACAGUUAUCACCAAAGAUUUCUGCGUGGUGUUUUAUUCCCGUGACACAAAGCUUCCAGCCUCCCGAUCCAUCAGGAACUUCUUCAGCACCGGCUGCCUCAGGCCGUCAGAGAGUAAUCGCGUCACCGGAGUUUAUGAGGUCACUCUCUGCCACGUUGCAGACAAUGGAAGUCCAGGAAUGCAGCGUCGUCGCAGGCGUGUUCUUGACACAUCUGUGGCAUACGUGCGAGGAGAGGAGAACCUGGCGGGUUGGAGACCCCGCAGCGACAGCCUCAUCCUUGACCACCAGUGGGAGCUGGAGAAGCUGAGCUUACUGCAAGAGGUGGAGAAAACCAGGCAUUACCUCCUGCUGAGGGAAAAGCUCGAGGCAACUCUCCAGGCAGGGCAGGACGCACUUUACAAGAGCAGCGACAUUUGUGACUUUGCAAAGAGCCCCAUCCUCAGCAGCAGUCCGAGCAGCAGCCCCGCUCCUGACAGCCCCAACCAGAGGCAGAGGGAGCUAGCUGCUAAGUGUCUGCGGCUGCUGAUGCACACAUUCAACAGAGAGUACAGCCAGGUGAGCAGCAGUGCCAGUGAAAGCAAGCUUUCAGAAAUGUCUGCGUCACUCAUGAGGGACUCAUCCUCCUCUGGCCUGAGCACACUUACUCCCUCCUCUACUUGCCCCUCAUUGGUCGACGCCCAUUUUGACAUCCGGCUCACUGAACCGAGCUCAGGAGCAUCAACACCGGACCUGGAUCCGUUCAGCCCAGUGGACAGAAAGAAAGCUCUGAGAGGAUACACCUUUGUUCCCGACAUACAAGAGAUUCGCGUCAGCCCCAUCGUGUCAAAGAAGGGCUACCUGCAUUUCUUGGAGCCCCACAGCAGUGGCUGGGUGAGGCGUUAUGUGGUCGUGCGCAGGCCCUACGUCUACCUGUACCGCAGCGAGAGGGACAAUGUGGAGAGGGCUGUCAUCAACCUGUCCUCAGCUAAAGUGGAAUACAGUGAAGAUAAACAGACGUUACUGCGGACGCCUAACACAUUUGCGGUGUGCACUGAGCAUCGUGGGAUACUGCUGCAGGCCGCCAACGAUAAAGAGAUGCAUGACUGGCUGUACGCCUUUAACCCUCUGUUAGCUGGUACCAUCAGGUCCAAGCUCUCCAGGAGAAAGUCAGUCCAGUCGCUCCCGGCUGCUCAGCGGAUCUAGCAGGUGAACCAGCCUUGAGGAACAACAGCAAAAGAACAAACAAUCUCAAAAGCUCGUGUCAGCAUCCUCCUCUAAUAAACACAAACCUUAUAGCAAAUGUUUCCAUAGAUACCAUAUGGUGACCAGCCCUGUCUCAAGAAUAACUCGAUUACUCUGUUGAGAACCCAACCUUGGUCUGUUUUUGCAGUCGCCUCCUCCAACCUUGCAUGAUUUGCUCCCUUUUGACCUUUAGAAGAGUUUACAAGGAAAACUAACAACGCAAACCUGAUUAUUAACUUUUUUCUGAUGGACGUUUGGGGCUUGUUCUGAGUAGUUUUAAUGUACUUGUAGGAAUAGGUUAUCCGUAAGACUACCCGUUUCCUGUAAAAAGAUAUGUGGCCAGUUCCUCUUUUAUCAUUACUAAAAAUAGGUCCUUGUAGUAAACCAGACAUUUACCACUUACUGCAUCAGAAAGGCAAAAGGAAAGCUUCAGCCUGAAUUAUUCUCCAUGUAGACCUGUGUACAGUGUGGGGAUGAUAGCUUCAUAUACGUGAUACAUCUACUGUAAAAUACCUCAGUUUGGAUCUGCUUGAUGCAGCAUGAAAUUCUUCACUGCAAAAUCAUCAGAUGACAAAGAGGAAAACUACUGUUCCUCAUUAUGUUAGCUCAAAAGUAGCAUGAGAAGGUAUCUGAAAGGACGAGGGGAUGUUCUUCCUGUGUGGUCUCAUUAAAUAAUUUUGUGAAAACUGGAUUCAUUGGCUCAACUAAGGCAAAUAUAAUUCACUAUAAGGAGAGAUAACUUUUGUCCUUGCCUGGCAUUUUGGUAUGUCUUUGUUUAUUUCAAGCUAUUGUAUAUUUUCUGCACUGUUAUUUAUUUGUGACAAGACCACUGUUUUGUAGCAUGGCACUUUAUAGUCUUUAUUGAACUAAUGCAUUUUUUGCUGUUUCAUUUUAACCAAAGCACCGUUCUGUGUCAUAUUCUAUUGCUCGUAUGCGUCUGCCGGUAUAUUACUUCACAAUGCACUUUCUUCGUUGAAAAUUUCACUUUUAUUUACUAAUGCAAAGAAAAUUGAUCAAAAGAUAAAUAUCACCCUGAGGCUUACAAAGAAAAUAAUAAACCAAAUCAGGAAUGUCAUUUCCUUGAACAAAGAUUAUCACAGUCUAAACUUCAUAAAAUGUGGUUUUGGCACCUCUGAAGACGAGUAAGCAACAAAGAUUUUCUUAUGUUUUAAGUUUUUUAAAUUUAUUUCCAAGCUCAUUAUAUCUUUAUUAAAGCUUCAUAUUUAAUAAGAGAAAAAAAUAACUCAGUUUGCCCUUUUACUUGGAUAAGUUCACAUGCUGAUGCUCACAGAGGUUCCCUCUUUAGGGAACUCUGACCUCAUGAUUUCCAGUUUCUAUUUUACUUACAAAUAAGUAUCCAUAAAUAAAAGCAGAGUAAAGCACUUAUUUUCUCAAUUAGAGCUGCAACACAGACUAAAAUGACAUACUUUGGUGUAAAAACUUGGACCUUUGAUUGGUUUUGAGUGCGUUGCACCGUGUAGUGCCUCCUUUUCUUCACCCCAUUCUCUCUUCUUCUUCCCUCUCAACUUUAAAUAGUGAUGCUGAAGUUAAUUACAAGUGAUUAAAAAAAAUAAUCUUCCUUUUUUCAUGAUUUAUGUCAAUGUUUUUGGGGGUAAAUAUUAUCAAAGAAUCCCUAAGCACUAUAAAAGUUUUGCCUUUAUAAGUAGACUUGUUAGCUUUUGAACAACAUUAUAGAUUACAUACUUUUAAUCUAUUGUAGAUGGAGACUUGUGGCAGAAUGUGGGGCAGUAUGAUCAGCUGUCUGUAGCUAUAAACUUCAGGUCCAGUGAUUCUUUACUGCUGAUGAUACCUUCCUGUAUUUUACCAAGAUGGCCCAAAAUAUUACUUUGAAUGUGUCAGUGAAGGACAGAUUUAUAUGUAAGAGAAAGCAUAAUAAAGCAUCUUUCUGAAUAAAGCUCUGGUCAGCCAGCCAGUCAUCCAUUUCAUUGUAGUUCUUGCUUUCCUUUUGUCCUGCCAGGACCAGAUUGUGUGUAAACUUGACUUAUAGUCAGCAAACAAGUGAGUCUGUGUGCCACAGGUCAACCAACCUGUUGAGCAAUGCAGCCUAACACUGUGAAUGCUGUCUGCCUGUUUUAUAAUAUCACAUGGUUGCACUGGACAAACAUGCUGUGUGGCAUUUAAUAUUUGGGACAUCUUGGUAUAAUCAUUCUGUAUGUUUUUCUACAUGUUAUCUGGUGAUAGAUGGAACUGAUGCGAAGUUUUAUUUAAUAAAAUUGUAUGAACAGAAUGUUUGUUAGACCUGUUUUGCACUUGUGCACAAUGCAUCUUUAUUAAUUUUAUUGUUAUUAAUCUAUUAUUUAAUUGAAAACCAUGAUUUGUUUUCAAUUCUGUUGUGGUCAUAAUAUAAAAAAAAAAUGAUUAAAACUCUUUUUGCUUCCACAGACAAAGCACCGCCACAGUUCAAACAACCAUUUAUUUUUCAACCAGGCAGUUUGCAUUGCUUCAAGUUCAAAAAGUGCAAGACUUUCAUGUAAAAAGUUCUGAGAUUGAAGCAGUAAUUAUUUAAAUGACAUAUGAGUUGAUUGUUUAUUAUCUGGCUUGCUUUAUCUGUCAUAGUUGAGGAUCAAAGCAUGCUGGUCCGCUUUUCUUCAUUAGAUCUAGUCUUUCUCUCCUGCCUUACAGCUUGCUAAUGACAACAGCUUUCCAUUCCUGAAGUGCUGCUUGUAAAGUAUUGUCAUUCAUGAUCCCUGCAACAAUUAACUGGAACCCUUCCUCUUGGCUCUGUCUUGUAUAUAAAUUGAGAUUUCCGUGUUGGGUCUUAUCACACAGAUGGUAUUAACUCCUUUUUUUCCUCUGUGUCUCAUCAAAUUGUCUCCUGCUUUGUCAAGUGUCCUGGCAGAGUGAGGAAGAGUGAUGAGGGGUUUGUUUUGUACCUGUUUGCUCAGUGCGGAUGAGGUCUUCAUGUUAAAAGUGGGGGAUGGUUCAGGAUUUUCACUCUUGCUCGGAGUCACUUGACAGAAGCAGGUCGCAGCCUAAACACAGUGCUCUCGUUUAUCUUUUGAGUGUUCUGGAGUUCUUUCUCAUGUCUGUGAACACAUAAUGGCAAUUGUCAAAGAAAUAAAAUAAGGCAAACAAAUAAAUAAAUGAGUGUUGAAACUUACGCACAA